This is a messenger RNA of Solenopsis invicta (red fire ant), 2282 nucleotides long. RefSeq lists its product as uncharacterized. Lineage: Eukaryota; Metazoa; Arthropoda; Insecta; Hymenoptera; Formicidae. The coding region runs from base 95 to 1960 and encodes 621 amino acids. The record is from RefSeq and is a predicted model, not a curated record. The transcript is spliced from 3 exons.
GCGUUCCGGUGAUUGGACGAAGUAAGCUACGUUUUCCUGCGUCCAGGGAACAGGAGUACGCGGCCCGAGCCCGACGGGCGGCAUUGCGAGAAAUAUGAGGAUUCGCCCGGGAUGCGCGGCUGUACUAGCGCUGCUACUACAAGCCGCUCUUGUGGCGAGCAAGGCCGUGGAUCAGACGCAAUUACAGCAACAAUUACAACGGCAAACUCCAUACGGUACGGAAGCGCAAAAACGAUGGGGAGGCGACGGUGGUGAUUAUGGAGGUGGCGGUGGUGGUUUUGGAGGUGGCGAUAUUGGGGGUGGUCACUUCGGUAGCAGCGGCGGCGGCGGCGGCGACGUCGGUGGUCACUAUGGAGGUGGAUAUGGAGGUGGCUAUGGAGGUGGCGAUGGCGGCGGUCAUUUUGGGGGUGGCGACGGCGGCGGUCAUUUUGGAGGUGGCGAUGGCGGCGGUCAUUUUGGGGGUGGCGACGGCGGCGGUCAUUUCGGAGGUGGCGACGGCGGCGGUCAUUUCGGAGGUGGCGACAUCGGCGGUCAUUUUGGCAGUAGCGGUGGAGAUGGCGGCGGUCAUUUUGGAGGUGACGACGGUGGCGGUCAUUUUGGAGGUGGCGAUACUAGUGGUCAUGGCGGUGACUUUGGCGGCGGUGACUUUGGAGGUGGCGGCGGAGGAGGAAUCGAAGCGCAUCAUGGCGGUCAUGACGAUCACCAUGACAAGGGCUACUGGAAGAAAAAAUUAGUCUGGAAACCAGGCUGGAAGAAGAUCUGGAAACCGGCGAAGAAGCAGAUCUGGAAACCUGCGUGGAAGAAAAUCUGGAAGCCUAUUUGGGUACCAACCCAGAAAGCGGUGUGGAAGGAGAUCCAAGUACCCGCUUGGAAAAAGAUCUGGAAACCCGUGUGGAAAGAGAUUCAAGUGCCUGUGUGGAAAGAAAUACAGGUGCCGGCUUGGAAAAAAAUCUGGAAGCCGAUUUGGGUACCGAUCAAGGUACCCGCUUGGAAGGAGAUUCAAGUACCUGCGUGGAAAAAGAUUUGGAAACCGGUUUGGAAAGAGAUUCAAGUACCAGUGUGGAAAGAGAUUCAAGUACCCGCUUGGAAAAAGCUCUGGGUCCCUGAAUGGGUAAAAAUUGGCAUACCGGGUGAACACUUUCACGGUACGGAUCAUCAUGGAUGGCAAUACACGAGUCAUGAUCUUUGGAAAAAGAAGUUGAUCUGGAAGCCAGUGUGGAAAAAGUAUUGGAAAUCGGCAAAAAAGCAGAUUUGGGUGUCGGACAAAAAGCUCGAGUGGAAAGAGGCCUGGAAGCAAGUAUGGAAACCAGCGAAGAAGCAAAUCUGGGUAGAGGAUAAGAAGCUGGCCUGGAAGGAAGCGUGGAAACAGAUUUGGAAGCCGAGCAAGAAACUCGUCUGGGUUCCCGACAAGAAACUCGAGUGGAAGGAGGCUUGGAAGCAGAUCUGGAAGCCGAGCAAGAAGCUGGAAUGGAUUCCUGACAAGAAGCUCGCUUGGAAGGAAGCUUGGAAGCAGAUUUGGGUGCCUGCUUGGAAAGAAAUCUGGGUACCAGCCUGGAAGAAGAUAUGGAAACCGGUCUGGAUAUCCGAGUGGUUCCCCAACGAAGAUCAUCACCAUCAUCACGACUGGGAUCGCAAGGACACGCAGGCUCAGAACACGCAAGUUGUGCCUUACAGCCCCGAAAAGGGUGUCCAGCAGAAGAAACAAUUGCAACCACAACAGGGACAACGACAACUGGUGCAGCCACAACAAGGACAGCAACAAGUGCAGCCACAACAAAAACAGCAACAAGUGCAGCCACAGCAAGGACCGCAACAAGUACAGCAACGUCAGGCAGACAGUAACAAAGUCGGAUGGGACAGGUCUUUUAAGGCAGGUUUGCCGACUAUCACGCAGGAUUUGGUACCACCGCCAGCUCAUCAAAACGGAGGCCAAGCCAACUUUGCAUUCCCUGGUCGCUGAUAGAGCUAGAUAUCCGUGCAGAAUAAUCGCACUGUAAAACCACAAAAAAAUGCUUGUACAAACGUCUCUAUAGGAGAGUACUGUAACAUAAGCCGCUGUAUAUAUUACGUCUUAGGAUUAAGAUAAGAUCGCGUAAAACUUAAGUUACUCGAAAUUGUUCGACUGACGCGCUUCCUGCCUUUCGAGGUACCACAUUUACCUUGACACGUUGUAACCUGUGUUUUUUUCUUUUCUUGUUUUCUAUUUUUUUUAUAUACUUGUUGUUGUGUCUUCAAUUGUUAACUAAUACUGUUACGAAUAAAAUAUAUAAGUAUUUUGUUAA